This is a messenger RNA of Fukomys damarensis (Damara mole-rat), 3054 nucleotides long. It is a transcript of the gene Sp7, whose product is annotated as Sp7 transcription factor. The transcript is spliced from 3 exons. NCBI's taxonomy places the organism in Eukaryota, Metazoa, Chordata, Mammalia, Rodentia, Bathyergidae. Bases 229 to 1515 code for a protein of 428 amino acids. The record is from RefSeq and is a predicted model, not a curated record. Gene Ontology annotation, molecular function: RNA polymerase II cis-regulatory region sequence-specific DNA binding; DNA-binding transcription factor activity, RNA polymerase II-specific. Gene Ontology annotation, biological process: regulation of transcription by RNA polymerase II.
ACAGCGGCAGAAGCAGCCUUUACCAGCAGCACAGCAGCAAGGACUCUGGAGUCAGAGUAGGAUUUUAGGAUCAGGAUCGCAGCCCGUGUAGGAACCAGAGUGGAGCUGGCCUGGGUGAGGAGUGGAUUCUUCCCAGAGCCCUCAAGCCACCCGUUGCCUGCACUCUCCCUGCCAGACCUGCAGAGAGGAGAGACUGGGACAGCCAGCCUCAGGUUCCCCAGCCUCAGGAUGGCGUCCUCCCUGCUUGAGGAGGAAGCUCACUAUGGCUCCAGUCCCUUGGCCAUGCUGACAGCAGCGUGCAGCAAGUUUGGUGGUUCCAGCCCGCUGCGGGACUCAACAACACUGAGCAAAACAGGCACAAAGAAGCCAUACUCUGAUCUUUCAGCUCCUAAAACCAUGGGGGAUGCCUACCCAGCCCCCUUUUCAAGCACCAAUGGGCUCCUCUCACCUGCAGGCAGUCCUCCAGCACCCACUUCUGGCUAUGCCAAUGACUAUCCGCCCUUUUCCCACUCUUUCCCUGGGCCCACAAGCACCCAGGACCCUGGGCUACUAGUGCCCAAGGGCCACAGCUCUUCUGACUGCCUGCCCAGUGUCUACACCUCUUUGGAUAUGGCACACCCCUACGGCUCUUGGUACAAAGCGGGCAUCCAUGCAGGCAUCUCACCAGGCCCAGGCAACACUCCUAGUCCUUGGUGGGAUAUGCACCCUGGGGGCAACUGGCUAGGUGGUGGGCAGGGCCAGGGUGAUGGGCUGCAAGGGACACUGCCAACAGGCCCUGCUCAGCCUCCACUGAACCCCCAGCUGCCUACCUACCCAACUGACUUUGCCCCCCUUAAUCCGGCUCCCUACCCAGCACCCCAUCUCCUGCAACCAGGGCCCCAACACGUCCUGGCCCAAGAUGUCUAUAAGCCCAAGGCAGUUGGCAAUAGUGGGCAGCUGGAGGGGAGUGGUGGAGCCAAAACCCCCCGAGGUGCAGGAACAGGGGGCAGUGGUGGCUAUGGGGGCAGUGGGGCAGGGCGUUCCUCCUGUGACUGCCCCAACUGCCAGGAGCUGGAGCGCCUGGGGGCGGCAGCAGCUGGGCUGCGGAAGAAGCCUAUUCACAGCUGCCACAUUCCUGGCUGUGGCAAGGUGUAUGGCAAGGCCUCACAUCUGAAAGCCCACUUGCGCUGGCACACCGGGGAGAGGCCCUUCGUCUGCAACUGGCUCUUCUGCGGAAAGAGGUUCACCCGUUCUGACGAGCUGGAGCGGCAUGUGCGCACUCACACCCGGGAGAAGAAGUUCACCUGCUUGCUCUGCUCCAAACGCUUUACCAGAAGCGACCACCUGAGCAAACACCAGCGUACCCACGGAGAGCCAGGCCCAGGACCCCCAGCCAGCGGCCCCAAGGAUCUGGGGGAGGGCCGCAGUGUGGGGGAAGAGGAAGCCAGUCAGACACCUCGACCUUCGGCCUCUCCAGCACCCCCAGAGAAAGCCCCUGGGGGCAGCCCUGAGCAGAGUAACCUCCUGGAGAUCUGAGCUGGGAGCAGAGUCUCCAGCCAGGGGCCUCUUGUCAGCCUCUCUGGCUCUGUGGGCCAUUGCUUGCCCUCACUCCCUUUCCAUGUGUGCCGUCCUUUAGGGCUCUCUCUCCCUGUCCUCUGGCCAUUCUGGCCUGGUGACUCCUUGCAUGCCUCUUCAACUCACUUCCUCCAUGCUUUUUGGGCCUAACUCACCUCAGGCCUCACCGUGUCUGAUUCCUGACCUCUGGCCUCCUAAGGCCUUCCCUGGCCCCUGCUCAUAGCUUCUGUCCUGGGUCUUGCCAUACCAAAUCACCUUUCUUCCACUUGGAUUUCCAGCACUGUUUUUCUCUCUCUCACUAAUUUUGACAUCCUUUUUGGUUUCCAAGCUCAUUUAGUGCUCCCCUCAGCUUCCAGGUUCAUCUUCACAACUUUUUACUCCUCUGCUCUCCAUUCUCCAGAGCUUUUUUCCCCUUUCACAAACAGUGAUGAUAAUGAUUAUUUAUUGCCCCCUGGUGGCCUCUUCAUUAGGGACCAGAGUUAGGGGGAUUGGGGUUAGUGACCUGGCUGAGAGCAAGGUGCCAAGAGGGGGGUAGACCAGUGGGGAUCUGAUCCCAAAGGUGGGGUGAACCCACAGGGAGGCUGCUCCCAGGUUUGUAUAUUUAACCCCUAUGUACCAGGAGUAAUGAAUAGUAAUAAUAAUAAUUCUAUUUAUCUAAGUUAUGAUGACGGGUCAGGUAGAGUGAGCCAGGGAGGGAAGGGGAUCCAUUUCUGCUAAGGAAAUUCUAGCCAAAUGCAUCUCUGUAGACAAAGUGAUAGCAGAGAUCUUCUUAACAGAAUUUCUAUCAUCAGGGUUUCAGUUAGUGGGGUUUCGUUUUCAGUGGAGUUUUUACAAAUUGGGUUGGUUAGCUAGAUCUCUGUAAGAGACUGGAUGUAGGUAUCUCUCAAUGAGGUGAUCCCUAAUAUCCCCAGUCCCAUCCAGAAGCUGUGAAACCUCAAGUUCUAUGGAGGGGAGGACUGGAAUGUACCCCAGCUCCCUUGACCCCAGAGCAGGUCCUUCCACUGCUUGCCUCAGACAUCAUGACCUCAUCAGGCUAAUGCCCUGUUGCCAUGGUUACAGAGAGCUUGCAGCUGCCAUAUUAAACAGGCUCUUUGGGGAAGCCCAUCUAACAGUAGGACAUUGGUUUGGAGGUUACCUUCCUGAAGAUUGGGUAGGGAAAGACUUUCUCUGGGAUCAGAAUCAAAUAAAUCAAGUAUUUAUUGGGUGCCUACUCUGUGUGAGGCACUGUAUUAGGCCUGGUGCCUAGAAGCCAUGAGAAAAUUAUUUACAGAGCUAGGAGGACGGAGCUCCCCAAACAGAUUUGGGGGUGAACCCACAGCCCGCCCCCCGCAACCUGGGACUUUCAAUUCCACCUCCAAUGACUUUUAAAGCCGCUUGGUGCCUUUGAAUGCUUUUCCUGAGAUUUUUGGAUCCUCCUUUUCUAUCCUAUGCUCCCUCAGGGCCCCAAGUUAAAAGGCAAAGCCUCUGGAGCUUGGGGCGAGGGUAACAUUGUGGAGGGGA